Molecule: messenger RNA, 3793 nt
Organism: Phasianus colchicus (ring-necked pheasant)
Lineage: Eukaryota; Metazoa; Chordata; Aves; Galliformes; Phasianidae
Gene: DDB2
Product: damage specific DNA binding protein 2
Biological process (GO): DNA repair; response to UV
Cellular component (GO): Cul4-RING E3 ubiquitin ligase complex; nucleus
Molecular function (GO): protein binding; damaged DNA binding
Source: RefSeq, a predicted model, not a curated record
CUCCCUCGGUGCCGGGAGCCGGGUGACCGGGAGCCGCGUGGGACGGCCGGGAGGGGACGGGGCCUCGCUCGUAGGAGGCGGGAGGUGCCGGGCCGAGCGCCCCCGUCAUGGCGGGCGCCUGAGGGGGUGGGAGGCGGCUCUGUGUGGAGGCCGGAGGCUCCCUGAGCCCCGAUCUCCUCGGAGCCCGUCCCUGGGCUCUGGAUGAGGCGCAGGCCGCUCUCUGGAGGCGGGCAGCAGCUUCAGCGCGGCGGUCCGUCUCUCGCAGGGCUGACUGUUCGCUUUCUCCUCUGGAAACCUUUCCCUAAGUAACCCAGACUCAUCUUUCAAUGUCCCGGUCGAAGCCAGCUUUUUCGCAGUACCGGGGGCUGCGGGCCAGAGUUUCCAUCCCCAGCGCCAGGCCUGGGUGGGGUUUGCCAUGACGCUGGGGCAGAGCUCACAGCGGAGCUGCAGGGCCGUGCUGGCCCCUCUCACCGCUUCCAAAAGUCCUCAGACCUGGCUCCAGGGACCGGCUGUGCGCUCGUGGUGAUGUUUAUUCAAUCAGCAGAGAAAGGAAAGAGUGAGAGAGGGAAAAGGGUGCUAUAAAUCUGCACUCUUGCCUCUGGAGUCUCUUCCCAGUGGGACUGAAAAGGCUUGUCUGGUCCUUGAAGUUAAUCAGUGUUAAGGUUUAAGCAUAACUCUGUAUUUCACUUAAUAUUAAAAAAAUAACUUCUUUGGCAUAGGUAUUUCCUAAUUCAAAUAUGAGAUAUAAACACCACUAUCAAAUUUAUGUAGACUAAUGGGGUAUAGGAAGAGCAAAAAAAUCUGCUAUUCCUUAAUACUCUAUACCAGCGUUUACUCAGCUUUAUGUUAUACCAGUUGUGGUACAGAUACCUCGUGCACUGAGCAUCUGAGAUAAUGCUUUCCACAUGGGGUCUGCCUGCCCCCAGCACUAAGUGGCAACGAUCCCGGCCCUGAUGUCGAGGCCCUGUGCACACCUGUGGCAGCACUGCUGACUGCCAUCAAGACAAGGAGGAUAUUUUUCUGCAACAAUUUAAUUUCCCGUAAACCAGGCCUUUGUGGCACCUGAGGAAAGCAGUGGUCAGACAGAAUGGCUCCAGUGAACCAGCCCAAGGACAAGAAGCAUGAAAAGACACAUGAGCAUCGGUCAGAAGAGGCAAAAUCGGCUGGGAAAAGGAAACUGGACUGUGAAGGACUAGAGAAUGUGCCACUAGCAAAGAAAUUGUUUUUGAGGAAAACAUCCAAAGCCCAAGAGAAAAUUGGUUGGAAUAGAGGUGGCACUGUGAUGAAAAAUACCAGAGCCUUUUUCCAUCAGCCGAAGUGGCAGCGCAGCAUUGUUCAUUAUGUCUACCAGAACAUGCUGGGAGGCUCCAUCCGGGCACAGCUCAGGCAGUGUCUACAGCUGCCCUUUCUACGUUCUCUGACCUCAUACCGCCUUUUUCGAACAGCGAGUCCCUUUGACAGGAGAGUGACUUGCCUGGAGUGGCAUCCAACACACCCCAGUACUGUAGCUGUUGGUUCCAAAGGUGGAGACAUCAUUCUUUGGGACUAUGAAGUACUUACUAAAACCUGCUUCAUAAAAGGGAAGGGGCCAGGAGAUUCUCUUGGAGACAUCAAGUUCAGUCCUUAUGAGGCAGUGAAGCUUUAUGUGGCAUCAGGGGAUGGCACCCUAAGUCUGCAGGACCUUGAGGGCAGAGCGGUGCAGGUGAUCUCCCGUGCCCCGGACUGUGGCCAUGAGAACCAUAAUGUUUGCUGCUGGUACUGCAGUGUUGAUGUUUCUGCAAGCUGCCGUGCUGUGGUGACAGGUGAUAAUUUGGGCAACGUGGUCCUGCUCAGCACUUCUGGUGAAGAGAUUUGGAGGCUGAAAUUGCACAAGAAGAAAGUGACUCAUGUGGAGUUCAACUCUCGAUGUGAGUGGUUGUUGGCCACAGCAUCUGUGGAUCAGACAGUUAAAAUCUGGGACCUCAGAAACAUUAAAGACAAAGCAAAUUUUCUUCAUGUACUUCCUCAUGACAAACCUGUCAAUGCAGCUUAUUUCAGCCCAACAGAUGGUGCCAAGCUGCUGAGCACAGACCAGCGCAAUGAAAUCAGGGUUUACUCAUGUUCAGACUGGACCAAGCCUCAGCAUCUGAUCCCACACCCACAUCGGCAGUUCCAGCACCUCACACCUAUUAAGGCAACAUGGCAUCCUCGCUAUGAUCUCAUUGUAGUGGGUCGCUAUCCAGACCCGAAGUUCCCAGGCUACACGGUGAAUGAGCUGCGAACUGUUGAUAUAUUUGAUGGAAACACUGGGGAGAUGGUUUGUCAGCUCUAUGAUCCGAAUGCAUCUGGUAUAAUCUCGCUGAAUAAAUUUAACCCUAUGGGAGACACACUAGCUUCUGGCAUGGGCUUUAAUAUUCUGAUCUGGAGCCGGGAGGAGAUGGUGAUGAAGAAGCAAGAACAUCUUUUGAAAGCCAUGACAGAGCAGGGGAUUGGGAGCCGGAGUUUGUCCAGACGUGGAGGGCAGAAACAGACAAACCCUGGGACAAGCACACUCAAAGCUAAGUUAUUGUCUUGGGAAGUGGAAGAGAUGGGAACAAAACCCAAAGAUUCUAAAUCACGGGGAUGGAAGUGAAAAGGGAUCUAUAUAACUGAUAGAGUAUUUUGAUCCUUUUUUGAUCAUAGAAGACAAAUUCAGUGCUGGCAGUGGGCAGAAUAGGCACUGCAGGGCAUUAGCCUUCUACUUUGUCCUUCCUCCCUAGAUCUGAUCUUGCUUCCGAGAUUCUCUUUGCUUCUCCUUCUAGAGAGCUGCCCGUGGAGUUACCACUUAAUUUCUGAGGCACUUCAGAGUUUCUAAGGAAACUUCAGAGAUGUUUUCAGAUCCUGCUGAAGUUACUUCUUCCAGCCUGCUUGUUAUCAUUACAGUGUGAUAACAGGAUCUGUGGAGCAGCUCAUGAUGAGGUCUCCAGACUGUUCUAGUCAAAUUGAGCUGUUAGCAAGAUUCAUGUCUUGAAAGGUAGAAUGUUCACAAGGGUGAGGUGAUGGAUAGCUUGAGUGAGUUAAGGAAACACCAACCUUUCUCAUUUGCAACCUUCUUGCAGCAUGUGCAUCUGUCGAAACCUCAGGCUAAGCCUAUUCUGCACUUGCAGCUAUUUAACUAGACGAUGAAGAACAUUAUGAUGCCACACCUCUUUAUCUGCCUUGUGGGAUGCAUAGGCAAUAUAGAGCUAAGAACCUACUGAUUCUUUACUUUGUCUUCAGAACUCUAGGCAUUUUUUUGCUACCAGUUAAGUAUUUUUUUCACCCGCGCCAGCGUGCCUCAGAAUGUUGGGUGUGUUGUUAAGCAGAAAUGAGAGAUUUCUUUCAGAUGCCCCUUUUCAGAGUCAGAUCUCACAACUGCUGUUAAACUGAAAAAAAUCUGCUUUUUCUGGUUUGUUUAUAAAGCUGUCUGGGGGCCUUGCUCCAGAGGUUGAUGGAUGGGCCAGGCUCUAGACUUGCUCAGAUUCUCUGUGUUCACUUUAUUAUAGUUUUACAACAUUGAUAUAAAUAAAGGUUUUGUACUAAAUUGAAGUACUACUUUGAUGUAAAAUGGGUGCUUUGAGCAUUCUGCUGAACUGUUUUUAUCUGGGAGGUUAGAAGGUAUUAUCUUGCUGCUGGAGAACUACGAGAACUAGAACUGAUUUCUCUGCCAUAAUACCAUAUCUGCAACGGACCCUUCCCAGUUGGACAGGCUGCAUUAUAAGCUGUACAUAUGCAUGGUUGCUACCAGCCAAACAACUUCGUUUCAAUUCUCACUUUGCUCUAGUAAACAAGGAAU